This is a messenger RNA of Carcharodon carcharias (great white shark), 3427 nucleotides long. RefSeq names its product 3-hydroxy-3-methylglutaryl-CoA reductase a (gene hmgcra). Gene Ontology annotation, biological process: sterol biosynthetic process; isoprenoid biosynthetic process; coenzyme A metabolic process. The transcript is spliced from 20 exons. Gene Ontology annotation, cellular component: endoplasmic reticulum membrane; peroxisomal membrane. Gene Ontology annotation, molecular function: hydroxymethylglutaryl-CoA reductase (NADPH) activity; protein binding; NADP binding. Bases 176 to 2824 code for a protein of 882 amino acids. NCBI's taxonomy places the organism in Eukaryota, Metazoa, Chordata, Chondrichthyes, Lamniformes, Lamnidae. The record is from RefSeq and is a predicted model, not a curated record.
GGCGAUGGGCGCUCGCCAUCUUAGCCGCUGGGAGCCGAGUUGGGUUGACGCUGUCGGUGAGGAGACAGCCGAGAGAGGGAUCGCAGGCUGGGCAGCGGGGCGGGGGAAACCUAAAACACAGUUUUUAAUUUGAUCCGUUUUGGGUUUUAAUCCGGGGUUAAAUUUAAUAAGCAAGAUGCUGUCCAGAUUGUUCCGCAUGCAUGGACUUUUUGUAGCCUCCCAUCCUUGGGAAGUGAUUGUGGGAACGGUUACGAUCACCAUCUGCAUGAUGUCCAUGAAUAUGUUUACUGGCAAUAAUCAGAUUUGUGGAUGGAAUUUUGAAUGUCCAAAGAUUGAGGAGGAAAUAUUGAGCAGUGAUAUCAUAAUCCUGACCAUCACACGCUGCUUAGCAAUCUUGUACAUAUACUUUCAAUUCCAGAAUCUUCGACAGCUUGGUUCCAAGUAUAUGCUAGGGAUUGCUGGUCUCUUCACCAUUUUCUCCAGCUUUGUUUUCAGCACGGUUGUGAUUCAUUUUCUGGAUAAAGAACUAACUGGCCUAAAUGAAGCCUUGCCUUUCUUCUUGCUGCUGAUUGAUCUGUCCAAAGCCAGUGCUCUGGCCAAAUUUGCACUGAGCUCCAACUGCCAGGAUGAAGUAAGGGAAAAUAUUGCACGUGGAAUGGCCAUCCUGGGCCCCACUUUCACUCUUGAUGCCCUUGUGGAAUGUCUUGUGAUAGGCGUUGGUACUAUGUCUGGCGUGCGACAGUUAGAAAUCAUGUGCUGCUUUGGCUGCAUGUCUGUUUUAGCAAACUAUUUUGUCUUCAUGACCUUCUUCCCAGCUUGUGUCUCCCUGGUAUUAGAGCUUUCCCGAGAAAGUCGUGAGGGUCGUCCAAUUUGGCAGCUUGGCCAUUUUGCUCGUGUCUUGGAGGAAGAGGAAGAUAACAAACCAAAUCCAGUAACACAGAGGGUGAAAGUCAUCAUGUCUCUAGGAUUAGUUCUAGUUCAUGCUCAUAGUCGCUGGAUAGCAGAACCAUCUUCGCAGGAUAACACCUUGGAAAUGCCUAAAUCUGGAACAGGACUGGAUGAGAGUAUGCCUAAAAGAAUUGAUCCUGGGGUACCACUGUGGCAAUUCUAUCUUUCCAGGAUGAUCAGCAUGGAUAUUGAACAAGUAAUUACUCUUGGCCUAGCACUCUUCCUUGCUAUCAAAUACAUCUUCUUUGAGAAAGCAGAAACUCAAUCCUCUUUCUCGCUAGUGGUGCAGAAAAAGAAUACUGAUAGUUGCAUGAAUAAUAUUGGACCCAGCAGAUUCCAGCCGAAUUCUCCAGCAGAUGAGGAACCAACCAGUAAAGAAAAUACAGAUGAAGUCAUUAAGCCUAUUGCGUGCUCUAUCCCUAAACUGGUCAAUCAUAUGUCAAAAGCAAAUUUUGUGUUAGGAGACUUCACUCCUCCUAGCUCUUCAUCUUCAGGAACACCUGAAGAGCUGGAUACUGAGCUUCCAUUAGAGCCACGACCAGUUGAGGAAUGCUUGUUCAUACUCAAAAGCCCAGAGAGAGGAGCAAAAUGCCUUACUGAUGCUGAGGUAAUUAGCCUGGUGAAUGCCAAACUCAUUCCAGCUUACAAACUGGAGAAUAUGAUGGAAACUCCUGAACGUGGCGUAUUCAUACGUAGACAGCUUCUGGCUCCAAAACUCCCAAAACCCACUGCACUACAGCUUCUUCCCUAUAAGAACUAUGAUUAUUCAUUGGUCAUGGGUACAUGCUGUGAGAAUAUAAUUGGCUACAUGCCCAUACCUGUGGGAGUUGCUGGACCACUUUAUCUGAAUGAGAAGGAGUUCCAAGUGCCUAUGGCAACCACUGAAGGCUGUCUUGUGGCGAGCACUAACCGAGGUUGCAGGGCAAUAUGUCUUGGUGGUGGAGCACGGAGUCGUGUAUUGGCAGAUGGAAUGACUAGAGGGCCAGUUGUUAGGCUGCCUACUGCAUGUGAGGCUGCAGAAGUGAAAGCUUGGCUGGACAGCCCUGAUGGUUUUCAGAUUAUGAAAGAGAUGUUUGAUAGCACUAGCAGGUUUGCCCGGCUAGAGAAGCUGCAGAUUGGGCUUGCUGGACGCAACCUUUAUAUCCGUUUUCAAUCCAAGACUGGAGAUGCCAUGGGCAUGAACAUGAUCUCAAAGGGCACAGAGAAGGCUCUCUCCAGGUUGCAGGAAGAGUUCCCAUCAAUGCGUGUACUAGCAGUUAGUGGCAAUUACUGCACAGACAAGAAACCUGCUGCAAUUAACUGGAUUGAAGGAAGGGGGAAGUCUAUAGUCUGUGAAGCAGUCAUUCCAGCUAAAGUUGUGCGUGAGGUAUUAAAAACCUCUACGGAAUCUCUUGUAGAAGUGAAUAUCAGCAAAAACCUGGUGGGCUCAGCUAUGGCUGGAAGUCUCGGUGGUUACAAUGCACAUGCUGCGAAUAUUGUUACUGCUAUUUAUAUUGCAUGUGGGCAGGACCCGGCCCAGAAUGUCAGUAGUUCAAAUUGUAUUACAUUAAUGGAAUCAACUGGCGUCAGUAAUGAAGACUUGUACAUCAGCUGCACCAUGCCAUCUAUAGAGGUUGGUACUGUUGGAGGAGGGACCAACUUGCCACCACAACAAACCUGCCUGCAGAUGCUUGGCGUUCAGGGUGCGAGUAGAGAGUUUCCUGGUGAAAAUGCACGUCAGCUGGCAGAAAUUGUUUGUGGUACAGUCAUGGCAGGUGAGCUGUCACUCAUGGCAGCACUGGCAGCUGGACAUCUGGUAAAGAGCCACAUGAUCCACAACAGGUCAAAGGUUAAUCUUCAGGAGCUCCCUGGCAGCUGUACGAAGAAAGCAGCUUGAUCGCUGUAGGAUAUCACAAUUCAAAGGGAUCCACUGUAAAGACUGGCACUUGUACACUGGAAAGAUGCUUUGGAUUUUUCCGUUUUGAAUUAAAGGGGCAGUUUGGUGUUUGUUCAUGAUCAAUUUUCAGGAUUGCUGGUCUGUUGUUUCAGCCAGUAUAUCUAAAAUUGAAUGCACAAGGGUUACUCCCAAAGCAAAAAUACCAGUAUCCAAUGGUGUGACCAGAAAUUGUACAGUGGUACAUAAGACUGAGUAGCCUGUGGAACAUCAUAACAUAGGAAGAAACUGCAAAAUGAAAGGACCUUGAAUGUUUGCUAAUUCCUGCUAAUUCUAAUGGUCUUAUGAAGGCUUUCUCUGUCUUUAAGUUAUUUAUAUGUAUGUUUUGAAGCUGAAGUUCAAAGCUUGCAAUAACCAGUGUCUUGGGUGAAAGGAUUACUGGAAAGAUUAUAGCAGUCUCAUGAUUAAAAAGAAAUCCCUGGCUGUAGGCACUUGUUUUUUUUCUGGUUGUAUAGCAUGGUUAAUCUUGCCAUAAUGAGACAGAUUGUUUUUGAAAAUUUAGUUUGGGCAAUGAACAUUGCUUUAUGCAAAACGAAAACAGAAAUA